UUCUCAUUCAUUCAUCGAACUCGUAAGCCGUGAUUGCUGUUUCAAUCUCGCUGCCUCAUUGGUCGGGCGAAGCGCGCCAAUCUCCUGGAAUCUACGAUAUCUGGCGUUCGUAGUAAAUAGCUAGGCAUCAGGUCGCCUUGCCAGUGUCUAUGAGAACGUCAGAUUGUCCGUGUCAUAACCUGAAAGAGAGAAAAAGUGUCGUCCACAGACGUGACACAUACCAGCCGAGAUUUCUUAACGCCUUUUUCUAAGUGAUCUAACACCUUCUGGACAUUUUCCCCAUCACGUUUUUUUCUCCCUAAAGCGAGGGCGUCGUGGGACCUGGAUUGGCAAAUGGUACGCGUUUUCAUUACCAUUCUUUGAGACUUAUUCACCGCUUUCAUUCUAUGCAGGGAUAACAGUGCUUCUGAUGAAAUUUGCUUCAAAAAGAACAUUUAACAAGCUAUCAUUAUCCCAACUCUAUCGACAGUCGCCUCCUGUAUCUGUUACGGCAAGCCAGUGUUGAAAAGUUUAUGAUACUGUUAUAAACUUUGAAAGGAUAAGGAUAUAUAAGACAAGAUUUCCAAGGUCAAUAUCAGUUUUCAUGAUUCCUACUCAAUCGUUCGUAUAAGCAGCUCAAGCACCACUGAGAGUUGAUCUUCCCGUUCAGCUUUUAUUCUCAGCAUCAGGAGGUGACACUACUUUCAAGGACGCCUACACUCGUGUUGUAAAGGAUGUUAUAACAUACGGUAACAUUGGGUGGGCAUGACAAAUAAAUGCCCUACAACAAAGGCAUUCUUUGACAUAUACUGAGGAACUGAAGCGUAUCCUCUCUGUAUCUGAUUGAGAUCGCUUGAAGAAGCAUGGACUAGGACAUUAAGGAAGGGCUCAUAUAAAGGCUUGCAAGAAUCAUCCUUUCAUUCUUUGACCUGACUUGGAUAGGUACUUAUCAUUGCAAUCUUACUCAAUGUUACCCUAAUCAUACUUUCCUGAAGGACUCGACUUCAUAGAUUUGGACUGAGAUUCCAGUUACAGUUGUUGAUAUUAUUGGAUCUAAGUGGAAUCAUUGCAAUCUAACAGUUUGAUUAUACAUUUCGGUAAAAAUUGGAAAAUUUAUACAGGAACUGGAGAAGCAAAGAUUUGACAACCGGACUAUACGUACGAGGCAGUGUAAAAAUUUCAAUUCAUUAAUCGGUUACUAGAAUAAGCCUUCUGAUAUAUUUUUCUGGCGAACUAUCGAUAAUUCACAGGAAUAACAUUUGGAACGGACUAGUUGCAAAAACCACCAGUCCUGACUUGGCAUCACCUCUGACCAGUGUGACAACUCAUAUCGAUUGGCCCAAGAUCUCGUGGGUUGCUUUUUACAUUUACCUGUCACAUUUACGCAAGGACGCGUGGACCACAUGAUGAUGAACGCGAAGCUUCAGUUGAUGCUGCACGUGCUGGUGAUCAUACAGGCGGUUUGGGUGGAGGCAGCGUGUGGCAAGAGGUCGCGGCGGAAGAGAGAACACAAACACCUGCAUUAUGAAGAUUGUGGUUCGAACCCUUCCAACCCCAUCCACUUCCUACACCUGGCCGCCCACCCAAUGCCCAUUAUCACCCCGGGCAGACUGCGCCUCUCCUUCCGAAUCAACAUAACCGAACAACUUCCAGCGAACCUCAUGCUCAACGUGACAGUCAUCAAGCGGAUAUUCGGGUUUGAGUUCCAAGUACCUUGCAUUGAGGGACGUUAUGGAACGUGUAUCUACAGAGACGUGUGUAAUUCGUUGAAUUCCCGGUUCGAGUCAAACUGCGAUUGCCCGAAUCCGCUCCUUCUCAAUGGCAUCCCCUGCACGUGUCCGAUACAGCCAGGCGAUUACAGAAUGAACAACGUCGACAUCCAUAUACCCAAGUUGGAUGGCAUGCUUGGGACAUUGGCCCAGGGUGAUUACCAGGUGAGAGCGCAGAUCCAAGACGACAUCACGCGUGAACAACUCGGCUGUAUCUCAAUGAAAGUGUCUCUGCGGAAACGAAAAGAGCGACGGUCAGGGUGGUUCUUUGGGAGACGGUUUAGAUAGGGAUGACACGGUCCGAUCUGGCGGUUUAGUUUUAUAUACUGUAACGGACGUACGGGUUCGAAUAUCUUUGGUAGAUAUGGCCGUUAGCAGCCAUACAGGUAACGCCUCGACUCCCAAUAUGGAUGGACGGCGUAUGACCGACUAGGAACUUACGUAACGAGUUCAAGCAUUAGAUGGCGUGAUAGUUUUGUGUAUACCAGCGUGUCCAUGGUUGUCCAGCUGGGGGACUGAGACCAUAGAGACUCAAACCUAACUGGGAAUACUUCCGCGGGUGCGAUACCAACAUGAAAUUUAACACUGUGUAGCAGACUGAAAGUCGUUCGGAAGGCUGGAACCUAAUAGAAAGGAUAAACAUUUAUAAUGAUGUUCUGUUAAAAGUUGGAAUUUUCUGUCGAUUGCGACAAGAGGGUGGAAGAGACAAUGAAGCAAAGAAUGAAGAGGAAUACGGUCUGCGAUAUGUACUGUAUUCUCGUUUACCAGUACCGGUACCAAAAAGGAACUGCUUUUGGAGAUAUUGGCUAUCGGUAUGGUACCGGUUGUGAAGGGUUGUGGCUUUAGAAGGGCGGGGGAUGCCGUCCCAUGGGUCACCAACAAAGCCUGUCUUGUGUGUCUUGGCAACAAGACUUUUGAAGCUACCGUAUUGAAGCUACCUUAUUCUAGCAGUGAAAAUGCAUUUACUUUUUAAGUUUUGUAGUCGGAACGUUGACUGAUGUAGGAUCUGUUUGUGUGUCCAAAUUCGUAGUGUCGUCGUAUCAAAUGGGACGAAAGUAAUAAUCGUAAUGCAUCGUGGUAGGCCUAUAUUGUCUAUGAAUCGGGGAACAAGUUCAGAAAGUGCGCCUUGUUGAACGUAAUAAGCAGCGAGCAUACCCAUGACACCAAACUUAGAGUAACCAGGUAUCACAUCGCAACAGUGGCCUCAAGAAAAGUCCCCACGUCGAGGUGAUGUGAGGUGAUGACCUGGUCCAAGGAGCCGCACAGGCUUAAUGCGCAACUAGGCCUACAUGGAGACAAUGACAACAUCUUCUUGUCUCAUGACGCUAGUAUUGUAAAUCAUUGUGUAUAAUAAGGAAAAAUA
Molecule: messenger RNA, 3111 nt
Organism: Lineus longissimus
Lineage: Eukaryota; Metazoa; Nemertea; Pilidiophora; Heteronemertea; Lineidae
Product: ganglioside GM2 activator-like
Exons: 4
Coding region: 1383-2036 (217 amino acids)
Biological process (GO): ganglioside catabolic process; lipid transport
Cellular component (GO): cytoplasmic side of plasma membrane
Molecular function (GO): lipid carrier activity; enzyme activator activity
Source: RefSeq, a predicted model, not a curated record